Myotis brandtii (Brandt's bat) is the source of this 1809-nucleotide messenger RNA. RefSeq names its product histidine triad nucleotide binding protein 1 (gene HINT1). Gene Ontology annotation, cellular component: nucleus; cytoplasm. The transcript is spliced from 3 exons. Gene Ontology annotation, molecular function: hydrolase activity. NCBI's taxonomy places the organism in Eukaryota, Metazoa, Chordata, Mammalia, Chiroptera, Vespertilionidae. Bases 1 to 348 code for a protein of 115 amino acids. The record is from RefSeq and is a predicted model, not a curated record. Gene Ontology annotation, biological process: purine ribonucleotide catabolic process.
AUGUCGUUCUUGUUGCCUUCACCGUCGGUGACAUUCGGUUUAGGAAGGCCGACUCCGCGUGGCUCCCAGACGUCCUGUUGUCUUGCUUUCCAUGACAUUUCCCCUCAAGCACCAACACAUUUUCUGGUGAUACCUAAGAAGCAUAUAUCCCAGAUUUCUGUAGCAGAAGAUGAUGAUGAAAAUCUUCUUGGACAUUUAAUGAUUGUUGGCAAGAAAUGUGCUGCUGAUCUGGGCCUAAAGAAGGGUUACGGCAUGGUAGUGAAUGAAGGCACAGAUGCGGGGCAGCCUGUCUAUCAUGUUCAUCUUCAUGUUCUUGGAGGUCGGCAGAUGAAUUGGCCUCCUGGUUAAGCAUGUUUUAGGGGUAAUUUUCCUUGCUGUUGGCAAUGAUCAGUUUUGCAAGUUCUAAUAUGCUAAACAGUACAUUUUAUUUUUGCCUGUGUACGGAGUGAUCCAGGAAAUAAUUUCUAAAACCCAUACAUAAUAAAAGACAUCAUUGCAUGUUCUGAAUUCUGUUUUUGAUUUAUUGCUUUAAAAAUAUAUAUGCUGGGAUGUAUGAAGGGAUCAUAAUUUUGUAGUUUUGUUUUUUUUUUCUCCCCAAGGAGGAUCCACAUAUGUACAUUGUUAUAGUAGUGUGACUGCUCUUUGAAGACAAAUUUAAAAAUUAUAAAUUUAGCUUUAGCUUUGAAAUAUACUUUUAAUCCAGGAGAAAAUUUACUAAUCUAGUUCUCUUAUAAUCUAAGAAUAAAGGAAUAUGUGACAUGAUUGACCCAGAAAGUGACAGUUUUGGGUUUAGAAACAAUGUUUUUUGACCAGGCCAUAUGUUUCCCCUGGAUUGUUGGGAUAAUUUGGAAAGGAUGAAAGUAGUUUUGUCACAGAAUUUUGAUGACCUUUGUGAAACCAUACAUUGGUAUUUCCUUAUCUAAAUUCUGGCUGAAUAUUUAUUAUAAAGACUUGAAAACCUAUUAGAAUUGACUUCACAUUGAAAUUUUAUAGUUUUGAAUGUGUAUGUGCAUGAAUCUGGCUAUGUGGAAUAAAGGAGGGAAUCUCAGAGUCUGAGUUCUCCUUAUGUAGACUGACAACCAAACAAAUAUUUUUUUAAUCCUCAUCAGAAGACAUUUUUCCAUUGAUUUUUUUUUUUUUUUAAUUAAGAGAGAGUGGCAGGGAGGAAGAAGGAGGGGGGAAGAGAGAGAGAAAGAAACAUUGACUGAUUGCCUUCCAGUGGGGCUAGGGAUCAAACUUGCAACCCUUUGGUCUGUAGGCCAACACUCUAACCACUGAGCAAAAUGCCAGGGCCAACUUUUGUUUUUAGUCUUGCCAUGUACCCUAGCCUUUCUGAAGGCCACUUUAGUAGGGUUUGACACAUUUAAUUGAAAAUUGUUUUUCUUCUUAAUUUUGUUAGUGAUUUUAGAAUCAUUUUGGGGGGCAGGAAUUAGGGAAAUUGAUCAUUUAUUGUCUUAAAAAUAAUUUUUCCCAAUUGUCAUUUUUUACUUUGUUUAUGGUGUUUAAAAUAUUUGUACAGUUAAUGUAUUGAUUUUUAUUUCAUAUUUUAGAAAGCCUUUUUCCCAUCCCAGGAGGAUUUUAAAAAAUUGUUAUUUUUCUCCCCAAUACUUUUAUGGCCUUAUGUACUUUUAUGACUUUUCUUAAGUGGGGGAAGGUCUGAGGAAGAGUUUUAGAGGGUUUGUGCCACUGUAAAGAAUGUAAUGAGAAGCAUUUGUAUUGUGUGUAAGAGGCUUCAGUCAGCUUUCUUUAGGUAUAUUUUUUACUAAUUUAAUCAGACCAGUGCUAAUAAAUCAGGUAGACAACUGCUAA